Lynx canadensis (Canada lynx) is the source of this 1050-nucleotide messenger RNA. It is a transcript of the gene S100A16, whose product is annotated as S100 calcium binding protein A16. Gene Ontology annotation, cellular component: perinuclear region of cytoplasm; nucleus. The coding region runs from base 233 to 544 and encodes 103 amino acids. Gene Ontology annotation, molecular function: calcium ion binding. The record is from RefSeq and is a predicted model, not a curated record. NCBI's taxonomy places the organism in Eukaryota, Metazoa, Chordata, Mammalia, Carnivora, Felidae. The transcript is spliced from 3 exons.
GGGCCCAACCCCAGGGCCAAGUCAGAGGGAGCUCAGUCACUACCUCCCCACCGAGCCAGCUCCGCCAGGCACGGCACGGCCAGAGUGGGACAGAUUCUGGGAGCGAAGCGGGGAGGAGUCCUGGGCCGGCUGAGUGGGGAGCCGCUUGGCGGUGCCUGAGUCCAGGCCCCAGAGCCCUGCCGGAGAGGAGGCAGUCCUGGGAGGCAGGCCCCGCGAGGAGUGAGGCAGUGAGAUGGCAGACUGCUACACAGAGCUGGAGAAGGCCGUCGUGGUCCUGGUGGAAAACUUCUACAAAUACGUGUCUAAACACAGUCUGGUCAAGAACAAGAUCAGCAAAAGCAGCUUCCGGAAGAUGCUUCAGAAAGAGCUUAACCAUAUGCUGACGGAUACAGGUAACCGGAAGGCUGCUGACAAGCUCAUCCAGAACCUGGACGCCAACCACGAUGGGCGCAUCAGCUUUGACGAGUACUGGACCUUGAUAGGCGGCAUCACGGGCCCCAUCGCCAAUCUUAUCCGCCAGCAGGAGCAGCAGAGCGGCAGCUAGAGGACCCCUCCCACCGCCCCUCCACGCCCAGCCCCUGGUGCUCUUCCCGGGCUCCCCGCAGCCUCCUCCACCCACCCAGGCCCCCCUCCUCGCUCCUCCCCGCACGCCUCCUGCUGAACAGGGGAAUGGGCCCCUCCAGAGUGUCGUGGUCUGGGGGUGCCUCCCAAAGGGUCUUAGUCCCUGGAGCCGCAGGCCCCGGGGGCCCCUCUGUGAGGCUUCAGGGCUGCUUGGGGUCCCCGCGAGUUUCCUGCUCAGUCCACCAACCCCUCCAGCGUCUGAUGCUCUGCCUGAUGCUGGGUGUCUCCUGACCUCUGCUUGGGGUCUCCCUGCCCCCCGGAAGCAGGAGCAGAGGCCUCUCCUCUUUCUCUCAGCCUGUGUGCUGGGGACAGAAGAUUUCCAGGGACUGUGGGUCAGGGAACAGUCGAGCAGGGCUGCCCCCACCCCCGCUCCUGCUCACCACUGAUGCGGUGGCAAUAAAGGCUGGAUUUGGAGUUUGUACCCCCUCA